GCAGGCAGGCAGCGGAGUCAGUGAGCACAGGCUUGAGGGUCUGGACAGCACUGUGGGGCAUGACUGAGAUGGUCCCUAGAGAGAUGGCACUGGGGCUCACAGCUGCUUCCCAGGACACCUGGGGCCUGCAGGAGAGCCUCUUCCCUUGUGAGAGUGACAGUGACAGCCUGUAUUUCACCUAUAGCGGACCCCCCAAUACGCUGGAGGUGCGGAACCUCAGCUACCAGGUGGAUACAGCCUCCCAGCUGUCCUGGUUCAAGCGGCUUGUCCACUUCAAGCUGCCCUGGGCUUCGGGCCGGGCACUCCACCUGCUGGGUGUGCAGCAUCUGAGUUUCACACUGAGGAGCGGGCAGAUGGUGGCCAUCCUCGGGACCCCAGACUGUGGGCGCGCCUCCCUGCUGGACGUGCUGACAGGGCGCGGACUGGCCGGAGGGGUGCGGUCCGGCGAGGUGCUCAUCAAUGGGCAGCCGGGCACGCCACAGCAGGUGCGCAAGAGUGUGGCCCAUGUGCGCGGCCAUGACCAGCUGCUGCCCCACCUGACCGUGCGCGAGACUCUGGCCUUUGUGGCACAGCUGCGCCUACCCAGGACCUUCACCCAGGCCCAGCGAGACAAGAGGGUGGAGGAGGUGAUAGCGGAGCUGCGGCUGCGCCCAUGUGCAGACACCCGUGUGGGCAACAGCUACGUGCGUGGGGUCUCAGGGGGUGAGCGGCGCAGAGUCAGCAUUGGGGUUCAGCUGCUCUGGAACCCAGGCAUUCUGCUGCUGGACGAGCCCACGUCGGGGCUGGACAGCUUUACGGCGCAUGCGCUGGUGCGCUCGCUGAGCCGCCUGGCGCGUGGGAACCGUCUGGUUCUGCUGGGGCUACAGCAGCCCCGCUCUGAUGUCUUCCGCCUGCUUGACCUGGUGCUGCUGCUGGCCGCUGGGCAGCCUGUCUACCUGGGUGCCGCCCACCACCUGGCUGCCUACUUCAGUGCUGCAGGCCACCCCUGCCCACGCUUCUGCAACCCCGCAGAUUUUUAUGUGGACCUGACCAGCGUGGACAGGAGCUGCCCCGAGAGUGAGGCGGCCAGCCGGGAGAGGGCGCGGGCCCUGGCUGUCUUGUUCAGAGACAAAGUCCAGGGGAACCCUGACUUCCUGUGGAGAGCAGAGGGCUCAGGACCCGAAAUCAACAGCCCAGCCCCCUUGAGUGAGCCUGAACACCCCCUGCGGGCCCCCAAGAUGCCUGGCCCACUCCAGCAGUUCACCACACUGAUCCGGCGCCAGUUGUCCAAUGACGCACGCGCCCUGCCGGUCCUGCUGGUGCGUGGGGUGGAGGCCUGUCUGAUGGCGCUGGUCAUCGGCUUCCUCUACUAUGGCCAUGGCGCUGCCCCCCUCUCGGCUAUGGACAUGGUGGCCCUACUCUUCAUGACCUGUGCGUUAGUCCCCUUCAACAUCAUCCUGGCGGUGAUCUCCAAGUGCUACUCAGAGCGGACCAUGCUCUCGUUGGAGCUGGAGGAUGGGCUGUAUAGUGCCGGCCCCUACUUCUUUGCCAAGGUGACCAGCCUGGGUGUUGGGCACACUCCCAGGUCAGGUGGCCUACGCGCUUACCUACGGGCUACUCACCUACGGGCUGGCAGGACUACGCAUGGAGCCGGUGCCCUUGCUACUUCACCUGUUGCUGGUGGCCCUGGGUGUGCUGUGCUGCCGUGCCAUGGCCCUGGCCAUUGCCGCCCUGAUGCCCUCCUUCCACGCCGCCUCCUUCUGUGGGAACGCGCUCUACAAUGCCUUCUACCUCAGUGGUGGCUUCAUGGUGCAGCUGAAUGGCCUGUGGACCGUGCCUGCCUGGAUCUCCAAGGUGUCCUUCCUGCGCUGGUGCUUCCAGGGGUUGAUGCUCAUCCACUUCCAGGGACAGACGUACCCCCUAGCUGUGGGCAACCUCACCCUGCCCGUGCCCGGGGACCUGGUCCUCAAGUCCAUGGGUUUGGCCUCCUGCCCACUCUUUGCCGUCUACCUCAUCCUGCUGGGCCUCAUGGUCGGCUUUCUGCUGCUCUACUACCUGUGCCUGUGCUUCAUCAGACAGACAUCUAGCCAGGACUGGUGAUGUAGGGGCUACUGCUGCACCCUCAGCACCUCUGGGACAGUGCAUCUUCAGCCUGGGUUUGCCCCCCAACCUAGGGACAGUGCAGCCCAGGACCCAGGAGCUCCCCAUGACAAUGGACUGCAGUGCUGGGGGCCGGCCACCAGGUGGCAGCAAAAUAAAGAUAGUGGAGGCAACCUGUACCCAGGGACAGGCUUGUCCCCCAUUAUGUCUAGAGAAAAAACAGCAUGGGGGUAUGGUACCCCCAAACAAGCAUCUGGUGACCAAUGGACUUGAAGCCUGGGACCCUGAGGAUACCCCUGGUCAAAACCGUCUGCCCUGAAGCUGGAAUGUCAGGUGGACAGAGCAUUGCCACACAGCCCCACCUCCAGCUGCCUGAACACACUUGGCCAGGCCCCCAUUCCCCCUGGCAGGCCCAGGUGCACACAAUGCUGAAACAAGCUCCGUGUGAGGAUGAGGACAUGGGGAGCAUGGGGCUCACAGGUGUCCUCAUUGAGGUGUGUCAGCAGGGACAGACAACCUACCCCUGCAUGGGCUCCUUGCUCUUGGCCUCUCCCUUCCAGGAGGCUGCCCCCCCAUGGACCUCCUGCUCUGAGCCUGUGUCGCCUCAGGUCAUGCAUCCUUGAGCUAUAUGUUCUCUUCCUCCCUGCAGGUCAGUCCUCCCUAACAGGGCCUCACCUCUACAGCGCUUUAGUCCCAGAAUGGCACUGCAGGGUGCACCCCACCUGAAUCUGUAGGGAUACAUAUAGCCCCUUCCUCAUCUCAGCCCACCCCAGCACUACUGAGGGCUGACCCCUCCCUCAGCCCCACUAUGGUCAUGAGGGUUAAUUGGGUCCUGGACGAGGGCAGGUGAUGGCCCUGGUAUGGCCGUGAAGGUCUGACAGGGAUCUGCAUGGCUGCUUGCCUGUGGCAAGUACUGUUAUCAGUGACAGGUCACCCUGGCCAGAGGGGCUCAGCAGUUUGACCCUCAUGAGGAUGCAGACUGCCCCAAAGUUGGUAUGUUGGGGGGCAGUGAGUUUAGCACUCAGUCCCUGGUAUGACAUGGGGCCUUAGGGCUCAGCUUCCAGGUAUGGUCCUGGUCUGUAGGCAGCACACAGCUCCAGUGCCUGCUUGGACGUGGCCUGCGUGGGAAUGAGGGGCAGAGAAUGCAGCAAGGGUGACCUGAUGUCCUCAGUGAGCAUCCCCAGGGUCCAGCAUUUGCCCUGCUGACUCUGAACACAACCCAAGUUUACUGGCCCUUCCACAAGCCUUGGAUUAAACACCUAAAACCUGGCAGGACCUCUCUAGCUACCUGACAAGGACAUUUUGGCCACACAGGAGUCAUAACAUACCACCCAACUCUAAAGUUUAAGGUGAAAGUCUUAGAAACCACUUGAGGCAGUUUUUUUAAUGGAAAAAUAAAAAUAAUUACCCAAGA
Erinaceus europaeus (western European hedgehog) is the source of this 3493-nucleotide messenger RNA. RefSeq names its product ATP binding cassette subfamily G member 8 (gene ABCG8). The transcript is spliced from 13 exons. The record is from RefSeq and is a predicted model, not a curated record. Bases 60 to 2066 code for a protein of 668 amino acids. Gene Ontology annotation, cellular component: plasma membrane. Gene Ontology annotation, biological process: cholesterol homeostasis. Gene Ontology annotation, molecular function: ABC-type transporter activity; ATP hydrolysis activity; ATP binding. NCBI's taxonomy places the organism in Eukaryota, Metazoa, Chordata, Mammalia, Eulipotyphla, Erinaceidae.